Messenger RNA from Dreissena polymorpha, 4902 nucleotides. Its product is annotated as ARF GTPase-activating protein GIT2-like. The coding region runs from base 152 to 2521 and encodes 789 amino acids. Gene Ontology annotation, molecular function: GTPase activator activity; protein binding. Gene Ontology annotation, biological process: brain development; regulation of ARF protein signal transduction. NCBI's taxonomy places the organism in Eukaryota, Metazoa, Mollusca, Bivalvia, Myida, Dreissenidae. The record is from RefSeq and is a predicted model, not a curated record. The transcript is spliced from 19 exons.
UUUCAGAAUUGUGGAUUAAAACUACAUACUUUAAAUCGGUCAAAGAAUUCGCAUACACGCACUUAUUAGUGUUUCAUUGAGGAUGAAAAGGGAACUGUCAAUUAAUUAAAUAGCAGAUACUUUUAAGAGAACUGUUUUACUACAUGUUCCCAUGUCGAGAGCGAUAGUAAGAACAGUCGGCGACCAGUGCGCCGAUUGUGGAGCUUCAGAGCCAAGUUGGGCUUCAAUUAACCGAGGUGUGCUGAUCUGUGAUGAGUGCUGCAGUGUACAUAGAAGUCUUGGUCGCCACAUUUCCCAAGUAAAAUCCUUGAAGAAGGGACAAUGGUGUCCUACACAGCUGGGGAUGGUGCAGCAUCUUGCCAGUCAUGGGGCCAACAACAUCUGGGAGUACUCGCUAUGGGACCCAUCACAGAGGCAUGGUCGACGUAAACCAGCUGCUCGGGACCAAGUGCACCCUGUGAAAGCAGAUUUCAUUCGCGCCAAGUACCAGUUUCUCUCAUUUCUCAACAAGAACAAAGACACAGACGUGACAUCACUUGAUGACAUCAGCCAGCAAUUACACUCAAGUGUGAGAACAAAUAAUUUAGAGACUGUGUUGAGAUUAAUAUCCAAAGGUGCAGAUCCAAACUACUACCACCCUGAGAAGGGCAACUGUCCCCUGCACGUGGCCGCAUGCUCAGGGCAGAUUCUGCAGAUAGAACUUCUAGUCAUAUACGGCGCUGACCCGGGGGCCUUUGAUGCCUUUGGAAAAACACCUAUCGAUUAUGCCAAAGCAGAGGGUCAUGAUGACAUAGCCAGCCGUCUGUUAGAGUGCCAGUAUGAAUUGACAGACCGACUUGCGUAUUACUUGUGUGGCAAGAAACCUGAUCACCAAAAAGGAUCACACUUCAUUAUACCAGAGAUAUCUGACAAUAAUUUGGACAUGUCUGAACUUGCCAAACAAGCAAAGAAAAAAUUGCAGAUGCUAUCCAAUAACCUGUUUGAAGAGCUUGCCAUGGACGUGUAUGAUGAGGUGGACCGCCGUGAGAAUGACUCCGUAUGGCUGUACACGCACGAUCACACAUCCAUAGUCAGUGACCGGCAAGCUGUACCCUUCCUCCCAGUCAACCCAGAGUUUUCAGCCACUAGAAAUCAGGGUCGUCAGAAGCUGGCCCGUUUCAACGCGAGGGAGUUUGCCACCCUCAUCAUAGAUAUAUUGAGUGAUGCAAGGAGAAGACAGACCGGCAUGGUCUCCAACAUCUCGGCCAAAGACAGGAUUGAGAAGAGGGAAAGUCUUCCAGCGACGCCCACCUCCUUCAAGCGUCUUGCCAACAGUUUUGCCAGUGAUGAUGAGCCCCUGUACGACAGCGUGGCAUCCGACGAGGACUACAGCAGCGUGGACAAUCUCAGCCUGCACAACGUGAGAACCGAGGAGUCACAGGCCGAGUCCAGUGCACAGGACGCCUACAUGAGGAACGAGGUUAGCUGCCUCACAGAUAAGGAGUCUACCCCUGUACCAGUAGCCUCCCCUGAAAGAAGAAAGUCUAGUCCAGAAGUAGGGGAUCAGGGGGGCGUGGCACCUACGCAUGUGAGUGACGGGGCCAUGAUGGAGUUGAGGCAGGCUUUAAUGCACUCACAGUCUGAGGUGCGACAGCUCAUACAGGCCAACAAGAAUCUGCAGCACGAGGUGGAGAGGCUCAACACUCUGGUCCAUUCAUUGGUCCACGAAAAUGCCAUGUUACGGGAACAACAACAACAAUUAUUGAGGAGUCAAGGUCAAAUGCAUAAUGGGGUUGAAGGUCACGAACCCAUGGGCCGUAUCCAGGGUGUUCAGACAAGGGGGGCAAGGAAUAGUGGUGGGGCACGACCACAAUCUAUGUUUGAACCCCGAAAUCAGGAAAGGUUGUCUCAGAAGUCUCAGAAGAGCCAAUCCAAGGAUGACUUGUAUCCUGUGCAGUCCUCAGGGGAGUACAACACCACAGAGGACAACAAGUCGUCAAGUAACAGCUCGGGUUCGUCAUUCUCUCAGGGCAGUGGGGAGUUGCGUCAUGACUCCCUUGGUUACUAUGACAACCCAGUGUCCCACUACGACAAUCCCCGCUCACUGCCCAUCGAUAAAAGUGCAAUAAGGGAGCAGCCAGACUUUGAGGAGGCUCCCCUUGAGGAGAUGGAGGGCUACCCCUCACUGGAGAUCCUGAUGCAGAAAACAGAGAGAAUCACCAAGAAAAUACAAACACUACUUUUAUCAGCACAGGAAAAUAACAUUGCAAGUUAUGGUCCUUGUGCAGACAACAUCCAUGCUGCCGUGUUAGAAAUGGCAGAUGUCUUCCCUGAGACUCCCUACUCUGAGAGUGUCAAGUGUGCCCUGCAUUUACUGAUGUCCAGCGCGGUGCGUCUGCAGGAAGAAUGCGCCGAGUGUUCAGAAGUCCCCAGUAAUCCAGAGGAAUUGACCUUUGACCCUUCAAUUAAAACCAAACAAGUGAUGCAGUGUGCCUACGAUAUUGCCAAGUCAGCCAAGCAGCUUGUGACAUUGUUUCAAUGACCUCAGUUGGACUGGCUUUGAUAAGUUGGAGUUGGAGAUUAACACUUCUCAGACACAUAUGUGAACAUGUACUAGUUUAGUGGAUCAAGUGACAUUCUACAAGAGAUUGUGUGAUCUGCUCAUAGUGUAAUGGUGUGAGGGCUCGUCAAUAAGAUAGAUGAUGUGUCUAGAAUUGUGGAUGAGCUGUUCCUGUGAAAGAUUUCUAUGGUCCUGUAAAUCUACAUUUUUGGUCAUGUUGACUAUUCGAAGUUUAACCACAUCCUUAAAAAAUCUGGCAUAAUACUUGUGCGUUUAGUAUCAUCCUAUAUUAGCUUGUGCAGUCAGCACAGGCUAGCCAUAGAAAAAACGUUUUUUAUGGAAUUUUGAGGCUGCACAAUAUUAUGUCUUUGAAGACCGUUGUUCAUGGGUUAUGUGAUUAUUUCCUAUUGGCCCAGUGAUCAUCUUAUGUUACAUAAUUUGUCCUUGUUCCUAAUCAGUAUUUUAUACUCUUCAGUAGACGAAGCAUUUGAAUUGAAGUGAUCACCUUAAGCUGGUCAAAAAACUAUUUUCACUUGGUAUUACAAUCGGAAUUUUUUAAUUGCAAAAUUUCUAUAGAAAUUUUUUUACCAUUUUCAGUUGGUAUUUUGAAAUUAUAAAUCCAAGGUUAUUGAAUUCAAUGUUUCUGCUUUUGAAAGCUCUAUCAUGUCAAGCAGUUAUACAAAUGAGUAACACAUAUUUGAAUUAAAUUUUGGUUUGCUUUAAAGUUAAAACAAUUUAUUAAUUGAAUAGUUCAAUACCAAGCCUGUGUCAUUAGUGUUGAUAAUUUGAAAAUCAGUUUACUUUAAUUUCAGGAGAAUGGCAUUAUGAAAAAUGCAACAUAUUUUUUUAUCAUCAGAUAUAUUAUAGAGAAAACGUUAUUAAUGUGACAAUUUCAAAGUAAAAAACAACAAACUGCCUUAUAUGCUUUAAUGAAAAUUGUAAGAAAAUUGUUACCCAGUUACAUGGCAACUUAAUAUACCAGUAGACGCCAUAGCUUAAACAUGUAUACAGUUUUACUAGAUGAACAAUUGAAAUGUGAGCUUAUUAAAUAGACUGAUCCGAAGACAUUGGAUUAGUUGGCAGUUGUUAGGUUGUAUGCACACUUCAAUGAUACCCAUAAUAUAUCAUCUCAGCAAUCGCACUAACACACACAAUUAUUUACAAUGUGUUAUGACUACAUUUUGUAUGAAUACAUACUUGUGGUUGUGGACAUCUUGAUAUGUGAACAAACAUGGAUUGUUGUCAUUCAAGUCUUCCAUUUUAUAUGGUAAUAACUUAAUGGUAUAUUUACUACAUAACUUUAAAUGUAAUUAUUUGUUAAAAUAAUACAUUGUUUGACCUUCUCAGAAUUAUAAAAACAAUGGACUAACAAAAAUGGAAACAGCAUUUUUUAAAUUUUUUAUUACAGGUACAGCGUAAUAAGUUAUAAAAUAUUUUGAAUUAAUGAAUAAGUGACUAAAUCUAUUCCGAAAUUCUCAUCAAUUUUGUAACAGCUGAUUUUUUUGCCAUAUGCUACAGGAGCAAUACUGUGUUGCUGACUAAUAUGUGUGUUAUAGAAGAUGUGCUAGCACACCACGUCAGUUGUCAUGGAUACAUUGUGUGAGGUUGUAUAUGUACCAGGGCCCUCAUGUUUGGGGUCUGCCCUUUUAAUCCCUCAAACUUGCAAUAUUUUAUUUAUUGUUUAUGCAUUUUAUAUUAUUAUUAUAAUUAUUAUUCUUAUUAUAUGUUCAGUUGAUACUUAAGUAAAUGUUACUGUAUACUUGGUCAUAAAUGUAUUGUAAAUAGCAUAAUCUUUGUCUACAUUAUCAUAGUCAUCGUUUUUAUCGCCUGUGUACUGGCCAUGACGUAUAUAAUAACACAUAGUAUUUUGUUAAGUAUUUAUUUAAGUCAUGAAUUAUCGGCACCCCCUCUUGAUGUGUUGCCCCAUGCUAUCUCUCCAUGUUACCUUUCCUGAACUUACUCUCAGGUGUGUGUUCCCUUCAGAUAUAUAACAAUUAAUCCAAAACCUUAUGGAUAGUUAUAAUGUUUGGUAGCAAUAUAAUAUUCUUUUUAAUGCAUCAAAGGUGGUAUGAAAUGAAAAGGAAAUGAAUGUGUACUAGUCAAAUGAAAAGCCUUCAACAUGUAGAUUAUAUGUAAAAACAAUCAUGUAAAAUAAUUAGAAAAUAAAAAAUAAAAUCAGCUCUUUUUCUAAUAAUUAUUUGCAAUUCUCAUUAAAUAUUUUUAAGAGUCGAUAAGAUGUACAUUAUUUCGACCUUUCAAUACUUGUGCAUAAUUAGAUUAAAAGGUGUAUUUUUCAUGUGCAUGCUCUUAUUGUUUACAUGCUACAGGAACAAUUUUAUAUUGAAAUAAAUGAGUCAGAUAUA